AUGGGAGAUUUACCACCAGAAAGGAUUACUCCCACCCUACCAUUUGUGAAUACCGGCGUAGACCUCUGCGGACCAUUUCAGUACCGGAAAAUUCGCAAAACACAACCAGUUCAAUGCUAUAUUGCAAUUUUUGUAUGCCUUGUUACGAAGGCCGUUCACAUAGAACCUGUCUAUGAUUUGUCGACUGCAGCAUUUAUUGCGGCGUUACACAGAUUCAUUUCCAGAAGAGGCCAGCCGAAAAUCAUCGAAUGUGAGAACGGUCGAAAUUUCACGGGAACAUCGAGAGAGCUUGCUGACCUAGCGAGGCAAUUCCGUUCGCAAAAUCACCAAUCAGCUGUUAUCAAGAACUGCGCUGAAGAAGAGAUUACGUUCAAAUUCAUCCCGCCUCGCAGUCCACACUUCGGCGGCUUGUGGGAGGCGGCGGUGAAAUCAUUCAAGCGCCAUUUCAGCUCGACGGUUGGGAAUUCUAUUCUCACACAAGAUGAGUACGUCACCCUGCUAACACGCAUUGAAGCUUGUUUGAACUCCAGACCGCUCACUCCACUGAGCGCAGAUCCGAACGAUCUGGAAGUGUUAACGCCAGGACACUUCCUGGUACACCGUUCUCUUACGUUAAUUCCAGAACCCGAUCUCUCAGCAAUUCCCCGCAAUCGACUAGACCGCUGGCAGGAGAACCAAGAACUCCUGUGUCGGAUUUGGAAGCGGUGGACAACUGAUUAUUUAUCCGGUCUACACCCUCGCACAAGGUGGACCCAAGUUCGAGAUAAUAUCUCGAUAGGAACAAUGGUUCUUCUGAAAGAAGAAAAUCUUCCACCAUUGAAGUGGAAAUACGGGAGAAUCACGCAAAUAUUCCGAGGAGACGACAACCACGUGAGAGUGGUCUCCGUGAGAACAGCUGACGGCGAAUAUAGGCGAGCAAUUGCUAAAAUUUGCGUUCUAUCAAUCCAUCAAGCAACAACCACCCCCACUGGCGAUGCCAGUUCCAGCGUAGAUGUCAUCUAA
Messenger RNA from Toxorhynchites rutilus septentrionalis, 1002 nucleotides. RefSeq lists its product as uncharacterized. The record is from RefSeq and is a predicted model, not a curated record. Gene Ontology annotation, molecular function: nucleic acid binding. Lineage: Eukaryota; Metazoa; Arthropoda; Insecta; Diptera; Culicidae. Gene Ontology annotation, biological process: DNA integration. The coding region runs from base 1 to 1002 and encodes 333 amino acids. The transcript has a single exon.